Talaromyces proteolyticus is the source of this 894-nucleotide messenger RNA. Its product is annotated as NmrA family transcriptional regulator. NCBI's taxonomy places the organism in Eukaryota, Fungi, Ascomycota, Eurotiomycetes, Eurotiales, Trichocomaceae. The transcript has a single exon. The record is from RefSeq and is a predicted model, not a curated record. Bases 1 to 894 code for a protein of 297 amino acids.
AUGAUGAAACUCCUUGUUGUUUUCGGUGCUACUGGCAAUCAAGGCGGGCCUGUUAUUGAUCGUGUCCUUAACGAUCCUGUCCUUGCUAACGAGUAUCGAGUUCGAGCUGUUGUACGUAACACCUCGAGCUCCGCGGCGCGGAUUCUCCAACAGACGGGCAAAGUUGAAGUUGUUCAGGGUGACGCUGAAGACCUUCCUUCCUUGGAGCGAGUCCUCGAGGGGGCUCACACUAUCUACUCGCUCACGAUAACCAUCUACGACGAGCGGCUCGAGGAGCGCGAAUUGUCUCAAAGCAAGGCAAUCGCUAAUGCGGCUGUUGCUGCCGGUGCAAACUACCUCAUAUUUAGCACCAUCUUCCACACCACUCAUGUUUCCGGUGGGAAAUAUGACAAGAGCCUCCGUUUCGACUGCAAUGCCGAAGUGGAGGACCAUAUAAGGAAGUUACCCAUCAAAAGCGCAUUCUUGGCAUCUGGGCCUUUUAUGAAAAACUCCCACACGAAUAUGAAGCCGCGCUCUGUUGACGAUGGUACCUCUGUGCUGGCCAAUAUCAUUGAUCCCAAUACCAAGCUGCCGCUCAUCAAUAUUGAGGAAACUGGCAAAUACGUCGCCGCUAUCCUCGCCAACCCUGAUCAGUUUGAAGGCAAGGUCCUUUGCGGCGUUACUCAGCUCAACACGACGGAGGAAGUCGUGCAGAUUAUGAGUAAAAAUUCCGGAAAUAAGGUUGCUGACAACCAACUUCCAGAGCCAGUCUUCCGCAACAUUUUACCGCCAACCAUGGUUGACUAUUUAUUUGACAUGCUGCUAUACAUCCAAGAUUUUGGGUAUUGUGGUUCGAGAACGGAGGACUUGGUGGCGUGGUCAGCAGCCAACUAUUUGGCCACGUUUAUUGGCUGA